GUACACACUUCCUGUUGUAGCAUAUCAGCAGCCGAACGAUAUCUCUUGCUAUGGAGACCGGUACAUGUCAUGAAAAUGAUGCUCAAAAAACAGGUGAAACUAUCAAGAUUCCUGAACGCCUAUUGAAGAGAGAUCAGGCAAGGUUGGAGGAGGCAGAACGACGUAAAGACGUCAAGGAAAGCCAGGCAGUGACUGAGGAAAAGAGUGAUUUUUUCUCCACCACGUUUCAGUCUGAGAAGGCAUCCAUCGAAGAGUUGCUAUCCAACUGCACCGAGACAAACCGAGAAAAUGCUACGCAGGUUUUGGAAGAGGCAACGGUCAAAAUGCAACAACUGCAAAAAUUCCUGAACGACAGCCUGAUGUUUCUAACACCUUACGAACUCAGACAGGCCCAAGCAACCUUACAAGCACUCCAGAGCUCCAUAACAGACAAAAGAGAGGACGUUUUGCCAAAAAAGAAGUUUGCCUUUAAAUCUCGUAACGUAAAGAGUAAAACUCCAUCAUCCUCUAUUGCGGAGUUACCCAAGUCAACCAGCAAAAUCGAUACAGUCGAAAAAGUCACUGUGAAUCAAGCACAGUGCGGUUUCUCCCACCUCGAUUCUCAAGUUGUGAUAAAGAGCGCGGACGAAAUCCAGCAGCGGGACGUGCUGCUAUCCCACCUGACGAACUGCAAGGUGAGACUGCUCGGCUCACCGAGCACUCUGCAUAUUAAACAUGUUCGUGACUGUGAGAUCUUGUGCGGGCCGGUGUCGAGCUCGGUGUUCGUGGAUCAGUGCACGGGCAGCACCCUCGUCUUCCCUUGCCAGCAGCUGAGAACCCACAACACUAAGGACACUCGGAUCUACCUUCACGUCACGAGUCGUGCCAUCAUUGAGGACUGUCAAGGAGUCAGUUUCGCUCCCUUCAAUUGGACAUACUCUAACUUGGAUGCUGAUUUUGCCCUGUCUGGACUGGACCCGAAUAGAAAUAACUGGGAUCAGGUCGAUGAUUUCAACUGGCUCGCAGCUGGUACCCAAUCCCCAAAUUGGACUGUCAUUCCUGAAUGUGAUCGGAAAACCAGCUGGGAUGAGUUAAUUCCUUCUGCUGAGUAAAUGUUUGUCAGUAGCCUAUUUGCUUGUAAACAAAGAUGAAUAUAGGAGCAUUCAUGCACUUGCACGCCCUGUGUCCUCAACAAUACAGCCUUAUAGUGAAAUAAAAAAGAAAAAAAACAUGCACUUUAAUUGUCAUAGUAUUCAAAUGCUAAUUUCUGCUCCAGGCAGAAUGUGCGUCCAAAUAAUCAAAACAUGAUCAAAAUAAACCCAUCUGUUAAGCUA
Molecule: messenger RNA, 1313 nt
Organism: Sardina pilchardus (European sardine)
Lineage: Eukaryota; Metazoa; Chordata; Actinopteri; Clupeiformes; Clupeidae
Gene: tbcc
Product: tubulin folding cofactor C
Exons: 1
Coding region: 51-1091 (346 amino acids)
Biological process (GO): post-chaperonin tubulin folding pathway; tubulin complex assembly
Cellular component (GO): cytoplasm
Molecular function (GO): tubulin binding
Source: RefSeq, a predicted model, not a curated record